AUGAGUCGGUCAGCUGACCUGUCUUGUGAUAUCCACAAGCAGCCAGGCGAAAAUCCUUGCUGGGUGGGUUCACUUCAGUCCGUUGGAAGUCUCCACAAAUAAUAAGUCAAGAUGUCGAAUCGAGGUCUGGGAAAGAUUGCGAAUGAGGACAAGGAGUCCAAAUUCGGAUAUGUCUACGCAGUAUCCGGUCCCGUCGUCACGGCGGAGAAAAUGGCCGGAUCAGCUAUGUACGAGUUGGUCCGUGUCGGCUAUUUCGAGCUGGUAGGAGAAAUCAUUCGUCUGGAGGGAGACAUGGCCACGAUUCAGGUAUACGAAGAAACCAGCGGUGUGACUGUCGGUGACCCUGUCUUGCGUACGGGCAAACCUUUGUCCGUAGAGUUGGGACCUGGUAUCCUUGGGAGCAUUUUUGAUGGUAUUCAACGUCCACUCAAGGACAUUAACGAGCUUACCAGCUCCAUUUACAUCCCAAAAGGUGUGAAUGUUCCUGCUUUGUCGCGUACAAUAUCAUGGGAGUUCAACCCCCUGUACAUCAAGAAUGGCAGCCACAUAACUGGUGGAGAUAUGUAUGGUAUCGUCCACGAAAACUCGUUGGUCAAACAUAAAAUGAUCCUGCCCCCAAAAAGCAAGGGAACUGUUACUUACAUCGCUCCACCCGGAAACUACACUGUUAAUGAUAUUGUGCUAGAGACAGAGUUUGACGGAGAAAAGAACAAAUUUACUAUGCUUCAAGUGUGGCCAGUACGUCAACCACGUCCUGUUACUGAGAAACUUCCAGCUAACCAUCCUCUAUUGACUGGCCAACGUGUCCUCGAUUCACUUUUCCCAUGUGUCCAAGGAGGUACUACUGCUAUUCCCGGUGCUUUCGGUUGUGGUAAGACUGUCAUUUCGCAGUCUCUAUCCAAAUACUCAAACUCAGACGUCAUCGUUUAUGUCGGUUGUGGUGAACGUGGUAACGAGAUGUCUGAGGUACUCCGAGACUUCCCUGAGCUUUCAGUAGAAAUUGACGGAGUUACCGAAUCCAUCAUGAAGCGUACCGCUCUUGUAGCCAACACAUCUAACAUGCCUGUAGCUGCCCGUGAGGCUUCAAUUUACACAGGUAUUACACUGUCUGAAUACUUCAGAGACAUGGGUUACAAUGUAUCUAUGAUGGCUGACUCUACCUCUCGAUGGGCUGAGGCUCUUCGUGAAAUUUCUGGUCGUUUGGCUGAGAUGCCUGCCGAUUCUGGUUACCCUGCAUAUUUGGGAGCUCGAUUGGCUAGUUUCUAUGAACGUGCUGGACGAGUCAAGUGUUUGGGUAACCCAGACCGUGAGGGUUCCGUUAGUAUUGUAGGAGCCGUAUCUCCUCCUGGUGGUGAUUUCUCCGAUCCUGUCACCAGUGCAACCUUGGGUAUUGUACAGGUGUUCUGGGGUUUGGACAAAAAGCUGGCUCAGCGUAAGCACUUCCCAUCCAUCAAUUGGUUGAUUUCUUACAGUAAAUACAUGCGAGCUCUGGAUGACUUCUAUGACAAAAACUUCCAAGAAUUUGUACCACUGAGAACCAAAGUAAAGGAAAUCCUACAGGAAGAAGAAGAUUUGUCUGAGAUCGUACAGCUGGUUGGUAAAGCUUCGCUAGCCGAAACUGACAAAAUCACCCUUGAAGUUGCCAAGCUUCUCAAGGACGACUUCCUCCAGCAAAACAGCUACUCGUCAUACGAUCGUUUCUGUCCAUUCUACAAGACUGUCGGUAUGCUACGCAACAUGAUUGCAUUCUACGACAUGGCCAGGCACGCAGUAGAAUCUACAGCCCAAUCAGACAACAAGAUCACCUGGAAUGUAAUUCGUGAUAGCAUGGGCAACAUUCUUUACCAACUCAGCUCAAUGAAAUUCAAGGACCCAGUGAAGGAUGGCGAGGCAAAGAUCAGGGGAGACUUCGAACAGCUGCACGAGGAUAUCCAGCAAGCCUUUAGAAACCUAGAGGACUAAUUAUUUUUCCUGGAACCACUCAUUUCAACACUCCUUUGGUAUUUAAUCAUUCGGGAAUAUAGCUAUUUAAAGGUGUUCCUAUGUCAUUCAAACUUAAUCGUUUUUUGUGAUGGAAAACGAACCAUUAACAAGCGUUAUAGAGCAAUAAAAAUGCUAAGAGGUAAUGAUGAUGCGUUGCAUAACAAGCGCGAAAAUAAUUGUAUAAAACUCAGUAAUAUGUAAAUUACUCAAUGUAUCAUGAGAGAUACAUUUCAUACUUAGAAUCGACGUUAUUUCUUGUGUAAGAAAUGGUCGUAGUACUAGGGCUUUAAUCAAGACAAUAAACUGGAACCCCUUUAAAUACAAGCUGAAAAAUGACCUCAUCGAAAAUGUGUUUCCAAUCGCGCGUAAGUUAUUAUUACUAUUUAGAAAAUAAAAUAAGCUUGUAUUUUUAUUAGAAUUAUCCAUUGGUGAGCAAUGUUUUGGUAAUCGCUUUUACGUCGUUGAAUAAUUCUAACGACAAGGGCAAAUACCUUGAAAAACGCAAUGGAUUAUAUUAAUAAGAAAACGUAGCACGUGUACAAUACGGAACUCCUUGGUGAAAAACUCUCGGCACAUCUGCUAGUGACGGACGAUUUUAAUGUAUUUAAAUU
This is a messenger RNA of Diprion similis, 2594 nucleotides long. Its product is annotated as V-type proton ATPase catalytic subunit A. Lineage: Eukaryota; Metazoa; Arthropoda; Insecta; Hymenoptera; Diprionidae. The transcript is spliced from 11 exons. Bases 112 to 1962 code for a protein of 616 amino acids. Gene Ontology annotation, biological process: proton transmembrane transport; ATP metabolic process. Gene Ontology annotation, cellular component: proton-transporting V-type ATPase, V1 domain; lysosomal membrane. The record is from RefSeq and is a predicted model, not a curated record. Gene Ontology annotation, molecular function: ATP binding; ATP hydrolysis activity; proton-transporting ATPase activity, rotational mechanism.